Molecule: messenger RNA, 792 nt
Organism: Mycena indigotica
Lineage: Eukaryota; Fungi; Basidiomycota; Agaricomycetes; Agaricales; Mycenaceae
Exons: 1
Coding region: 1-792 (263 amino acids)
Source: RefSeq, a predicted model, not a curated record
AUGCCUCGCGCAACGCCCUCUUCGCGCUCAAGACGUCCAUUGAGAGAAUUGCCACUCGCGGAGUUUCUCUCCUCAGACUCAAAUGUGUCGGACGCGACUCCCCAUCGCAAACGCGCCCAUUCGCCCUCAUCCGUCCUCUUCAGCCCUGCCAAACGCCGUAUUCUCGAGUCGGAGGGUAUUUUUGUGGGGAUGGGAUCACCCGCCAGACUCAGAGCGCUGCCUGUUCAUACGAGCAGCCCCAUCAAGAAACCCGACUUUGGCCUCCCCAAGAAUUCGCCGGUGAAGAAGUUACCACCCAGUACUCCUCGCUCAGAGACGAUCGAACCCCGCGUUACGCGUUCGGCGCGUCGUCGAGCCUCUGCAGCAGCAUCACCAGCUUCGUCACCCACUGUUGUCCAACCAGAGUCAUCGAGAACAGAAUACUCGAUUGACCCACAUUCUAUCCACUACCCCGGCUUUGUCGUUCAUCAGGACCCAUUCCUUGUCACGUCAGAAUCUGUAGCCCAGGCCAUCGAGUCAGCACUGGCUUCACUGAAGAAAGACGAGUACAAAGAAAAUGUGGCACCGCGUAAAAGAGCUCGUCCAAGCGAGAAAUCAGCCACACCUGAUCUCAAACUUCGUACUCGUACUUCGCCUCGCACUCCCAAAACCGCUACUCGUGAUCGCUCCGCGAGCAUAACCCCUACUCGUCGUCAUCCUGAAGUUGUGAGCAAGUUUGCGACACCGAAGCUGGAUUCGGCUGAACGUCGUGAACUGCGCAGACGGUUGGAAGACGAAGUUGACGAAUCUUGA